Messenger RNA from Marasmius oreades (fairy-ring Marasmius), 1371 nucleotides. RefSeq lists its product as uncharacterized. NCBI's taxonomy places the organism in Eukaryota, Fungi, Basidiomycota, Agaricomycetes, Agaricales, Marasmiaceae. The transcript is spliced from 7 exons. The coding region runs from base 1 to 1371 and encodes 456 amino acids. The record is from RefSeq and is a predicted model, not a curated record.
AUGGGAACGGACUCCGACCUUGCCAGCGACGAAGAACGACUGUUCCCUCAAUCGAUACGGCCCCUGAACACUAUUACAAACUCACCGUCACAUCGUACCGUUCGAAAGGCCUCCGAUUGGCCUGUGGUUGCCUCUAGUCAGAAGGGUCAAAUUGUCCGACCUUCUGAUGAAUCACCUGUCCGGGAAACUGUCCAGCUACCGUCGCCUUCACCGACUCAACCUGUUCAGAAAUUUUACCGUCCACAACAGCCACAGUCGCCUUCAGCUCAUCAAGCCCAAUCACCGUCGCAAAGGGAUCACGUCAAUUCAAGUGUCAAUAAUGAUGACGAUUCAGAUACGCCAUCAGUAACUGACGACCACCAACAACUAGAGCUUUCUCGAGGAUCGAUGGGGACGAAGCUUCGGGAUUAUAUAGGGCUCUCCAAGCAAGUUGUCAGGAAGAGCCUCAACAAUUUUGAAGCCGGCGUCAUAGGGUACCAUAUGUUUCCCCAACCGGAAACAGCUUACUUAUUUGUGCAGGAUAUCUGGGACAGUCAGAACGAGUUCCUAACAGAGAGAGGCGAAAAACCCUUCAGGCUUACAAAUGAGGUUGUUCGAUUGAUGUUUCGCAGGUCCACCCGCAUACGCGGGGCUUGUCGUGGCCGUAUCGAGCCAUUGAUUGGACCGACCUUCAAGUUUGACACUCGAUACAACAGUGCCCGUGUCAAGCAAAAGAAUUUACAAAGAUACAUUCUGCUCUCAACUGAUUUCGGUUGGUAUUACAAAGAUCCUGAGAACCGUAUAGGUUAUAUGAAAAAUUCAAUUAUAUUCGACGCCAUCUGUGCGGUAUUGUAUCACAACAAGAGGGCACAUGGAGUGUGUGGGAAUCCGUGGCUCAACCCAGUACAGAAGCCCACUAUUGCCUUUGCCUUCACAAUCGUUGAAUAUUGUUUAGAAAAAUGGUCAACUGGCGUGUUUGUCGAAACCGAAAUGGACGAGAACGCCUUGCAACCCGUUUAUCAAAAGCACCUGGCACGCGUCGAAGAAUGGUUAGCCCUCGAUACCAAGAAGACGACCAAGAUCCGGGAAGCAUGGACAGCGCGCGGACUGGCACUGGUAGGUGUCACGAGUUAUGACAGCGCCGAGGAGGAUGUUAGCAUGUCAAGAGAAGACCGGGACAACGCCCUUCGUGAGCUCCAAGAAUCAGAUGGAUGCGAAUCAGAUGAGUCAAAUGAUUCUGGUUAUGAGCACCCGCAGAGAACGGAGAAUAGAGAUGGAGGUCAGAAAGGGAAAGGGAAGGCAGUCGAGACAAGGGAGGCUUGUGACGAUGGCUUGGAGAUGAGGGAAACUGGAGGGGAAUCGGAAUCGGAACCAGACAUUGGACAGUCGUAG